This is a messenger RNA of Wyeomyia smithii (pitcher-plant mosquito), 2030 nucleotides long. Its product is annotated as synaptic vesicle glycoprotein 2B-like. NCBI's taxonomy places the organism in Eukaryota, Metazoa, Arthropoda, Insecta, Diptera, Culicidae. Gene Ontology annotation, biological process: transmembrane transport. The transcript has 4 exons. Gene Ontology annotation, molecular function: transmembrane transporter activity. Bases 165 to 1772 code for a protein of 535 amino acids. The record is from RefSeq and is a predicted model, not a curated record.
UUCCAAAGCAGUACGAGAUAAAGAUGCUGCCCAAAGAUAAACCCUAUUCGAUGAAGAACCAUGCCGCUAAUGUAAACGGAACGGUUUACUUUUCGGAAGUAUCACGCCAUUUAAGAAGGUAGAAGUAGUUCACAACCGCAGUCGAAGUUCUACAGAUAUUAGUGAUGGAAAGUUUCGAGGUCAAAACACCCACCGGUGAUCCGGAACAUCCGAAGGAUUUCAAAACUGCGGGUAGUACCACUUUCGACGAUGCUCUCUCAAUGAUAGAGUUUGGCAAAAUCAACUACGUCCUUAUCAUCAUAGCAGGAACGAUACUGACAGCUUUCCUGUUGGAAACUCUUGGUAUCAGCUACGUGAUCGCGGUGGCAGAGUGUGAUCUGCAUUUGUCAACCAAGGAGAAGGGAGUGCUUAGUGCGGUAGGAUUCGUGGGAGUUAUCGUUAGUUCACAUUUAUGGGGCUUUCUGGCGGAUACCAUGGGACGCCGAAAGGUCAUUGCUCCAACGCUUUGUCUGACGUUCAUCGCGACUACGUUGUCUAGCUUUGCGACGCACUUUUGGUCAAUAAGGCUGUUUCGAUUUCUGGCUGGAUUUUUUGUUUCGGGUUCAUCGGCUACAAUCUACGCGUAUUUAGGAGAGUUUCAUAACGAUCGCAACCGAUCGCGUGCGAUCAUGGGAGCUUCGUUUAUAUUUGGCAUUGGUUGUCUACUGCUUCCAGGAAUCGCCUUCGCUGUAAUCAAUCAGGAAUGGGAGUUGAUAAUUCCUUUUCUAGACGUAAUUUAUCGACCGUGGCGUUUGUUUCUAGUUGUUUGCGGCUUACCGGGUUUGGUAAGUGCGGUGGCCUUGUGGUGGUUGCCUGAAAGCCCAAAGUUUGAACUGCACCAGGGCAAGUUCCAGCAGACCAUUCACACUAUCCAAUGGAUGCAUCGUAUCAAUUCAGGCAAGAAGGCGGCACGCCUUCCGAUUAGUUCUAUCGUAGCGGACGAAGCUGAUAAACAGUUCGAAGAACGCCGUGCGGUGCUGAGUAGCUCGAAAGGAUUUCGGGCCACGAUGAGACUCGUCUGGGAUCAGACGGCUCCUCUCUUCAAGAAACCAUAUCUGAAAAUAUCGAUGAUUGUGUGCUUUCUGCAUUUUGGAACGUAUUUCACCUCGCAUGGGAUGUACAUGUUUUUCCCGGAAAUACUGAAUAAGAUGGUAGAAACGCGUGCGGCUGGAUUCAACAAUGUUAGUUUGUGUAGCGUUGUCUACAAGCAAACUCCCGAAACAAUGGUUGAAUCACAGGUAAUGAUGGAGUGCAAGCAAACAUUGGAUGUUACUACAUACGGGCUGUCAUUCAUUCUGGAAGUGAUAUACGCGUUAGGAUUUGCAUUGAUUGGUGUAAUCAUAAACAAAGUCGGUAAGCUAGCCAUCUUAGUGUUCGUGUUUCUAGGUUGUGGAAUAGCGGGAGCGUUGAUAGCCGUACUGACUGUUCCGUUAGCCUCGAUGUGGCUCUAUAUGAUACUGGUGAUGGCUGGCUUCAGUGGCAGCGUUGUGAACGCCGUUAUAGUCGAUGCGUACCCCACUAGUUUGAGGGCCAUGGCCGUGUGUAUAGCGCUGAUGUUUGGCCGGCUAGGAGGGGUGCUUGGAGCAAAUAUGCUUGGUCUCAUGCUGGAUACUCACUGCGAAUGGACCUUCGAGAUCUCAGGACUCAUUUUGCUGCUCUGUGCUGUACUAUCCUUUUUCAUUCCGAACACAAAAGAGUGUGAAACGAAGAAAGAACCGAAAGUACCAGAAUAAAAAAACGUUUGUAUUACUGUGAUUUAAUCACUUUACCAUUUUAAAACUAGGUCACAGUUCUAAAGCCGAUUGUCUCUAACGUUGGUCUAGAAUGUAUUCAUGUAUUGAGACGAUCGGCUUCUGUUACUGUUAUGCUGAAUUGCUGUUUUAGUUAAUGCUUUCAAAUGUAUUCUUAAUGCGUGUGUAUAACUGGAAUAAGAACCAUUGUUGCCCGAUAAAAGAUGUUGGUUUAGUAUCGUUGUUAACAAAAUUACGGCU